This is a messenger RNA of Rasamsonia emersonii CBS 393.64, 1090 nucleotides long. Its product is annotated as Calcium/calmodulin-dependent protein kinase. The transcript has 4 exons. The annotation marks the transcript as partial. NCBI's taxonomy places the organism in Eukaryota, Fungi, Ascomycota, Eurotiomycetes, Eurotiales, Trichocomaceae. The record is from RefSeq and is a predicted model, not a curated record. Gene Ontology annotation, biological process: protein phosphorylation; cellular response to oxidative stress. Gene Ontology annotation, molecular function: calcium/calmodulin-dependent protein kinase activity; ATP binding.
AUGAGUUGUGCGGGCACUUAUGGAAUCGUUCGCGAAGCCGACUCCGCCAAGGGCAAAGUCGCCGUCAAGAUCAUCUUGAAGAAGAAUGUCCGAGGCAAUGAGCAGAUGGUCUAUGACGAACUCGAGAUGUUGCAGAAGCUGAACCACCCCAACAUCGUCAAGUUCAUUGACUGGUUUGAGUCGAGGGACAAAUAUUACAUUGUCACCCAGCUGGCCACCGGUGGAGAGCUCUUUGACCGGAUCUGCGAGUACGGCAAAUUCACGGAGAAGGAUGCCUCUCAGACGAUUCGGCAAGUGCUCGGUGCCGUCCACUACCUCCAUGAACGGAACAUUGUCCACCGAGACCUCAAGCCCGAGAAUCUUCUUUACCUGACCUCGGAACCCAAUUCCCCCCUAGUCUUGGCCGACUUUGGUAUCGCGAAGAUGCUGGAAAGUCCCUCCGACGUGCUCACCUCUAUGGCGGGCUCUUUUGGCUACGCCGCGCCUGAGGUCAUGCUCAAGAAAGGCCAUGGCAAGGCGGUCGACAUGUGGUCCAUGGGCGUUAUCACCUAUACCCUGCUCUGUGGUUAUUCGCCCUUCCGAUCGGAAAAUCUCCCGGACCUGAUCGAAGAGUGCCAGCAGGGACGAAUUGUCUUUCACGAGCGCUAUUGGCGGGAUGUGUCCAAGGACGCGAAGGACUUUAUCCUGACCCUUCUGGAGCCCGACCCAGCCAAGCGCGCUACCUCGGAGGAGGCUCUCAAACAUCCGUGGCUGAAGGGAGAAUCGGCCACUGACCACAACCUGCUACCUGAAAUCAGGGCCUACAUGGCGAAAGCCAGGCUGCGCCGUGGUAUCGAGAUCAUCAAGCUGAAAAAUCGUAUCGAGGCACUCAAAAUGCAGGAGGAUGAAGAGGAGGAUAUUCCCAGCACAGCGGACAUUAAGGCAGAAGAUGCUGCAGCGAAAGCCGCUCCCGAGUCGGGUACCACCCCAUUCCCCUCUGUGCCAGGGGCGAACACCGAUGCCAGCGCAUCGUCCGAUGCGCCGUCAGGCGGUACGAAGAAGCGGAGCUUGAGCAAGGCGGCACGUAGUGCCAUCUUCCGCGAAGUGGUCC